Meloidogyne enterolobii is the source of this 378-nucleotide messenger RNA. The record is from the annotation of a GenBank genome assembly. NCBI's taxonomy places the organism in Eukaryota, Metazoa, Nematoda, Chromadorea, Rhabditida, Meloidogynidae.
AUGAUUUUCUUGUUAUUUAUAUUAUUUCCACUCUCCGUUCUCUCUUUUGCUCCUUUCCAUCCACCACCACCACCACAUGGUCACGGUCAUCACCCAUUUCCAUCAGCAUUAAUUCGAAAUGUUUCUGUUCCCGCACGUCGCCAAUUCUUUCAAAUAAUUUCCUCAAAUGUUACAAAAGAACAAAUUGAAACAAAAUUGACUGGUUGGGCUAAAGAUAAUGGGUUACAAACAGAAUAUGACAAUUACACACAAACUGUUCAACAACAUAUGAAAACUUCUUAUGAUAAUUUGAAUAAAUGGCUGGCUGGAUCAGCAUUGACUUUGUACAACAAACUUUGGGUAAAAGACUUGGAUCUUAAAAGGAAUAUUUUAUUAUAA